Molecule: messenger RNA, 2727 nt
Organism: Ectocarpus siliculosus
Lineage: Eukaryota; Phaeophyceae; Ectocarpales; Ectocarpaceae
Source: the annotation of a GenBank genome assembly
AUGCAGGAUGGCGGUACCAUCGAUGGAGGCCAAGUCGGUGGCGGCAAGAAAGGCGGCGAGAUGGAAGUUGACUUCAACUCGUCCGCGUUUGAGGCGCUCGAGCGCGACUUCCAGGAAGUGCUCUCAGAGUUAGUAGGGGACAAGAGCCUCGAGCGCUUCAGGCUAGAGUACGAAAAACUCCAUCGAGCGCUCAAGAAGUCGCACGAGCAAGAGAAGCGGCUCAUCAAGAAAUGUCGCGAGCUAAAUGGGGAGAUCGUCAACAACGCAGCAAAGGUUCAGACAGCCCUCAAGCUCUCGCAGGAGGACCAGGCCACCAUCGGGUCUCUCCGGAAAGAAAUAGAGAAAGCCUGGACUAUGGUGGACGUCGCUCACGAAAAAGAAGUUCGAGCAAAGGACACAAUCAACCAGCUGAAGGAGGAAAUCUCAAACCUGAGCAAACUCGUGGAGAAGGGUGCGGGCCUGAGCGUUGGGCAGGAAAACAUGGUGAAGGAGCUCAUCAGGGUCAGGGACGACCUCACCCGGAAGACCGACGAACAAGGCCAAACAAUAGCGAUUUACGAGACACAGCUGAACGAGUUGAGCAACCAGACACAGUCGCUGUCGGCGGACGUCGGUGCCAAGGAUGCCUUGCUGCAUGAAGCUCGAGACAUCAUCAAUAGCAAGGACAACGAGAUCUCGCGAGAGCAGCGCCGGAGGCAGAGGACGGACAAAGAGCUGCGCGAUGUGCGCUCGAAGCUGGACCUCAAAACUGCCGAGCACGAACAGAUGAGCGCGGAGCUGGCCACCGCCCAGGGAUCCGGCCAGACUCUCGACAAGCAGCUCAGCGAGGCUCGAGCCACGAUGGAAAAGUACUUGCGAGACUACGACACGCUCUUCAACCGCACGCAAAAGCUCACCGAAGACCUGGAGGAUCAGAUGUACAAAAACAGCCAGCUUAGCCUGGAGAACAUCAACGCCGACAAGGAAAUAAAGACGAAGGACAACGAGAUCGCGCGACAUCUCACCGAGCUGGGCCAGUGGGAGCGCAAGAUGGAAAGAGAGAAGAACGUCACCGAGAGGUACCGGAGGAUGCUCGAGGAGAGCAAAACCCCGCUCGCCAUCGCGCAGACGAGCAUCCAGAGCCUGGAAAAAGAAAUGAGCGUGCUGCGGAAGCGAGAGGAGUUGGCGCGGAAAGAGGCGGACACGUCGUCCAGGGAGAAGGGGCUGCAGUUGCAGGCUACGCAGAAGGCGGAAGAUCGCAUGAAGAUCACGGAGGAUCUGGUCAAGGAGAGGGAGAUGAUCAUCUCUUCGCUAGAGGCAGAGCUCACCUCCUACAAGAACGAGGUGUCGCGGCAGCGGAAAGACGUGUUCCGGCUGGAGCAAGAGAGGGAGAAGCUGGGAAGCGAGCUCAGUGAGGCGCAGAACAUCUACAUGCAAUCUCUGGAGGACGUCAAGCUCCGUCAGAUGCGCAUCAACGAGCUCGGCAACAAGAUCAGCGACUGGGAGGUGAAGCUGAAGCAGCAGCAGCAGCUCUACGAGAGCGUGAGGAGCGACCGCAACCUGUACAGUAAGAACCUCAUCGAGGCGCAGGAUGAGAUUGCGGAGAUGAAGCGCAAGCUCAAGAUCAUGAACCACCAGAUAGAGCAGCUUAAGGAAGACAUCACCGCCAAGGACCACGCCUUGGUGAAAGAGCAUUUCGACCACCAGAAGGCCGAGACGCAAAGGGAGCAGAUGCGCAACGAGAUCGACCGCAUGAAGCGCCUCCUGGAGAACAAUGAUACCGUCGUGCACAAGCAGGAUGCCGAAGUGCGGCGGCUAGCGGGGAUGUUGAGCAAAAUGGACGAGGAUGCGCUCAAGCAAAGGAAAGAGUAUGAUCAGGUCAUAAACGAACGGGACAUUCUGGGAACGCAGCUCAUUCGCCGCAACGACGAGCUGGCCCUCCUCUACGAGAAGCUCAAGAUUCAGCAGAGCACCCUAAAGAAGGGCGAGGCAGGCUACAGCAUGCGUUUGAUGGACAUUCGCACUCUAAAGCUCAAGUGCGGGGACCUGAUGCGGGACCUCGCCAUAGCUCGCGGCUCGAGCAACCAGAUGGAGGAGUUGCGUAGGGAGGUCUUUCAGCUGCAGAGGGAUCUGCUGCAGGAGAAAGCCAAGGUAAAGGCAUUGAGCGAGGAGCUGGAGAACCCCAUGAACGUGCACCGCUGGCGGAAGCUCGAGGGGAGCGACCCGACGACGUUCGAGAUGAUCCAAAAGAUUCACACGCUACAGAAACGCCUCAUCUCCAAGACGGAAGAGACCGACGAAUUCGCAUGUCCCGACCCCCCUCCUUCUGGCAACAAACGCCACAGAAGGGACAAGGUGGUGGAAAGAGAUUUGUUGCUGCAGGAGAAGGAGAAGUUGUACAAGGAGAUGAAGGACAUCCUCGCACGACAGCCCGGGCCCGAGGUCGCGGAGCAGCUGUCGGUGUAUCAGGCCAGCCUCAAGGAGAAGACGAGGCAGAUGAAAGCGAUGGCCUCGGAGCUCAACAUGUACCAGGCACAGGUGAACGAGUACAAGUACGAGAUGGAGCGAAUCACCCGCGAGCUGCAAGACGCCAAGCGCAAGCACUACGAACACAAGCGCCGGGAGCAGAUGUUGAGGGAGAUGCAGGACGAGCAGCGGGCGAUGAACAACAACCCGGCGGAGAUGCAGGCGCAAGCACACGCCUCCGCGGUAAAACGCUUCACAGGGGGGGGCUUCGCUGUAAAUUGA